AUGGCUACCGAAAAACUACAGACGUACUCGCAGAAGCCCCGCGUAUUCAUCUUGUCCGACAUCUCGAAUGAACCGGAUGAUGCCGAGUCGCUGUGUCGAUACCUGUUGUAUUCCAAUGAAUUCGAGACGGAGGGACUCGUAGCUUGCACAAGCACCUGGAUGAAGAACAAAGUGCACCCGGAAGACAUGGGGAAGAUUAUCAACGCAUAUGCCGAUGCUGUCGACAACUUGAACAAGCAUGUGCACCCGAACUGGCAGUAUCCAACGGCACAACAUAUGCGUGGGUUGAUUCGCAAGGGCGCCGAGCCAUUGUGGAUUCUUUGCUGGGGCGGAACAAACACACUCGCCUCGGCACUGCUCAAAGUAGACGACGACUUCGAACCUGAAGACUCCAAGCGCUUACUCUCACGUCUACGCGUCUAUGCCAUUUCCGAUCAAGAUGAUACGGGUGCGUGGAUUCGCAACAACUUCCCCGAUGUAUUUUACAUUGCUUCCAUCCACGGCUGGAAUCAAUAUGGUUUGGCAGCAUGGACCGGCAUUUCCGGCGACAAGUACUACGGCUUCGAUGAAGGUGGGCCAAAUUUCACCAAGAUGGAGAAGAGUUGGAUCAAGGAGAACAUCCAAAUCGGGCCACUCGGAAAGGCGUACCCUGACUAUCUCUACAUCCCGGAAGGAGAUACCCCGACAUUCCUCUACCUCAUCCAAAAUGGUCUGGGCGUACCUGACUGCCCCAACUACGGGUCUUGGGGUGGCCGAUACGGACGGACUGAUAUCAGCACCGAAGGCCUCAAUAGCAAUCACUACAGUGAUGUAGUGGAUCGAGUCAAAGUUGGCGACAGGACGUACACAUCCAAUCAUGCGACCAUCUGGCGCUGGCGCGACGCUUUCCAAAACGACUUUGCCGCGCGCAUCAAGUGGAGCAUGGAGCCUGAUUUCGCAAAAGCAAACCACCACCCAGUCAUCAAUAUCAGCGGUUUCAAAGGCUUAGCGCCUGUCCAAAUCACCGCUGAGGCUGGAUCAAAAGUCACCCUCGACGCGUCCGCUACAUACGACCCGGAUGGCGGAAAACUCGCAUUUAAGUGGUGGCAUUAUCGGGAACCCACAGCGACGCAAUGGUUGGUUUACAGCGAGGUUGCGCAACUUGUGAUCAAGAAGCUGGACGAUGAGGGCAGGAAGGUCGAGGUCAGGCUUCCACCUCCGGAAAAAUGCGCGGUCGAUUUUUUGAGCAAGAAGCCGGUUGCUCAAGGUCAAUUACUUCAUCUGAUACUUGAGGUCACGGAUGAUGGCACCCCGGCUCUGACAAGCUACCGGAGAGUGCUGAUUCAGGCGACAAACAAGGAGUUGAAGGGAGGUGCAAAGAGUACUGGUUCUAUUGGCGACGCGAUGAAGAAAGCGUAG
Messenger RNA from Alternaria viburni, 1398 nucleotides. RefSeq lists its product as uncharacterized. Bases 1 to 1398 code for a protein of 465 amino acids. NCBI's taxonomy places the organism in Eukaryota, Fungi, Ascomycota, Dothideomycetes, Pleosporales, Pleosporaceae. The record is from RefSeq and is a predicted model, not a curated record. The transcript is spliced from 2 exons. Gene Ontology annotation, molecular function: hydrolase activity, hydrolyzing N-glycosyl compounds.